Molecule: messenger RNA, 3367 nt
Organism: Cuscuta campestris
Lineage: Eukaryota; Viridiplantae; Streptophyta; Magnoliopsida; Solanales; Convolvulaceae
Source: the annotation of a GenBank genome assembly
UGGUACCACUUCAGUUUUAGUUGAUGUAACUCUAACCUCUCCUUUAAAAAAAAACAGCGAAGAGGAAAAUAAAUAAAACUGUGGAGGACAGGAAUGAACGUAUGGUGAGUGGUGACUGGGAAGCGCUCUUGGCAUGGCAAAUUUCCCGCCAAUCCUGGUCUCUUGCGGUCAAUGCUCUUCCUCUCUCUCUCGCCUUCCCAUUCCCUCAGCCUUCAGCUUAUCGCAUUUUCCAGGAUUUUUUGGACCAGAAUCACAAGACUGAAAUUUCAAGGUGUUCUCAAAGAUUUGGAUUCAAGCUGAAUGGCUCAUCAUUGCAAGUAAUCUGAAGAAAUAGAACCACCAUUAAUGGUUCCUUUUGAACAUAUGUCAUGGUGCUUGUUCUAUACAGCUAUGGCAUACACUUGAACUGAACAUCUUUUUGGGCCUCAAAGAAGAGAUUCUACAUAUUGCGGAAUUACUAUUUGUUUGUUUUAUCCAAGAGACACACUAUAAGUAAUGGAAAUUCAACAGGCGCCACCUCAGCUAUCCCGAGUUGGGGGUUUGCAAAAACAAACAAGUGCGCCUCCUUUGGAGCAUGGCUUUGGUUUAUUGGGAUCUAUGCUUUUACAUGGAGAGUUAGACUUAUGGAUUAUGGAAGCCAAAUCCCUACCAAACAUGGAUCAAGUAAAAGGUUUAGCCCAAUUCAAUGAUCGUGACACCAGUGAUCCAUACGUAUCAGUAUGCGUGUCCGGAGCAAGUAUAGCUCGAACAGCUGUGAUCCGAAAUUGUGAAAACCCUUCAUGGGAUGAGCAUUUUCGGGUGCCCAUAGCUCAUUCAGUCGAGAAAGUGGAGUUUCAUGUAAAGGACAAUGACGGUUUAGGGGCAGAAAUGAUUGGCUCCGUGGAUAUACCCGUAGAUGAUAUCCUUGAUGGGAAUGAAGUAAAUGGUUGGUUCCCCAUCCUUGGAUCUUCGGGCUCUCCCGUGAAAGCUGGAGCUGAAUUGCAUCUCUCUAUUCAUUAUAGGCCCGUUGCUACCAAUCUUAUAUAUAAAGAUGGUAUUGGUGUUUUGAGAGACUCUAUUGGAGUGCCAAACACUUAUUUCCCAAUGAGGAGAGGGGGGAGUGUUACUCUUUAUCAGGAUGCUCAUGUGCCUGAUUCAAUGCUUCCUGAAAUUUCACUUGAUGAUGGAAAUGUUUUCAAGCAAAACAAGUGUUGGGAAGACAUAUGCCACGCCAUCAUGGAGGCAAAGCAUUUAGUUUAUAUUGUUGGAUGGUCUGUGUACCACCGGGUGAAGCUUGUCAGGGAACCUACUAGGACAUUGCCUUCUCCAGGGGAAAUGUGUCUUGGAGAUUUGCUCAAGUACAAGUCACAGGAAGGAGUUCGUGUUAUUUUGCUCAUUUGGGAUGACAAAACAUCAAAUGAUGACUUUCUUCUAAAAACAGAAGGAGUUAUGCAAACACAUGAUGAAAAAACAAGAAAGUUUUUCAAGCACUCGAGCGUUCAUUGUGUGCUUUGUCCUCGAUCUCCCAGCAAUAAACUCAGCAUUUUCAAACAAAAGGUUGUUGGAAACCUUUUUACCCAUCAUCAGAAGUGUGUUCUUGUUGACACUGAGGCUCCUGAUUAUUGUAGAAAAAUUACAGCCUUUAUUGGUGGCCUGGAUUUGUGUGAUGGCAGAUAUGACACCCCUGAGCAUCGUAUUCUUACUGAUCUCGACACUAUCUUUGAAAAUGAUAUUCACAACCCUACAUUUUCAGAUUCCGUGUCUGGCCCAAGACAACCAUGGCAUGAUCUACACUGUAAAAUUGAGGGUCCUGCUGCAUAUGAUGUACUGACUAACUUUGAACAAAGAUAUAGAAAAUCCGCAAGACGAAUGUAUUUAAAUAUGAAAAAGAUUAGGCAUCGGAGUGCAGAUGCUUUGCUGAAUGUGAGACUAAUUCCUUACAUUAAUCUCCCUUCUGCGGGCCCCGAUGGCCAACAUUGUGUACAUGUAACUAGUGAAGAUGAUCCAGAUAACUGGCAUGUGCAGGUGUUUAGAUCAAUUGAUUCUGGAUCUGUCAAGGGAUUUCCAAAGGAUGUUAAGGAAGCUGAGGCCCAGAAUCUUGUCUGUGGAAAGGCUUUGCGAAUAGAUAGAAGCAUACACAUUGCAUAUGUGAAUGCAAUAAGAUUUGCUCAACGCUUUGUUUACAUAGAGAAUCAGUAUUUUAUUGGCUCUUCGUAUAACUGGUCCUCACACAGAUAUGCAGGUGCUAACAAUCUAGUGCCUAUGGAAAUAGCUUUGAAUAUUGCCAGUAAAAUAGCAGCAUAUGAGGAUUUUGCUGUGUAUAUUGUGAUUCCAAUGUGGCCUGAAGGCAUCACUACCAGUUCUGCAGUCCAGGAAAUUCUCUUUUGGCAGCACCAAACAAUGUCUAUGAUGUAUAAAAUCGUGGCACGGGCUCUUGAAAGUGCGGGCCUCUCUGAACGCCAUCCUCAAGACUACUUGAACUUUUAUUGCCUUGGUAAGCGAGAACCUGCUGCCCCAGGAAGUGACAAUGAACCUAGUACACCUCCACAUGACCGUGCAUUGAGAUUAUCUCAAAAGUUCCGCAGAUUUAUGAUCUAUGUACAUUCCAAAGGUAUGAUAGUUGAUGAUGAAUAUAUCUUAAUGGGUUCUGCAAAUAUCAACCAGAGAUCUUUGAGUGGAUCCAGAGACACAGAAAUUGCUAUGGGAGCUUAUCAACCACAUAAAACGUGGGCCACCAAGAAAAGCCUUCCACAAGGCCAGGUCUAUGGCUACAGAAUGUCUCUGUGGGCCGAGCAUCUAGGAGAGCUGGAGGCUUGCUUUCAAAAGCCACAGAGCAUCAAAUGUGUCCGGCGCGUGAACGAGAUCGCCAGAUACAACUGGAAAGCCUUUGUGGCAGAUGAGUACCAAGAUAUGAGGGGGCAUCUGAUGCCAUAUCCGGUUCAGGUAAGCCGGUCCGGAGAGGUCACCUCUCUGCCCGGUUUUGAAUGCUUCCCUGACGUCGGGGGAAGCAUUCUCGGAUCCUCCACUAAUCUCCCAGAUGCUCUCACUACAUAGAGCACUUGAGGCUUGUAGAGACAUUUGGAAAUGAUGGAAAAUCACUCAAUGGAAAGGGCUAGGAAAUGUUCCUUCUUGCAGUUUUGUCAAUAUUUUAGGCUUUGUAUAUGAUUCUUUUUUUUUGUAGAUUGUAAUAUACAAAUAUACUAAUUAGCAGAUCUCACUCGCGUAACAGUGACAUAUUUAUUCAUUUUUUUUUGGGUAAACUGUAAAUAGUGCCGAGUAUUAGUAACCCAAGUGUAAACUUUUACAAUUAUAUUUGGCUAAUGCUAAAUUCAUCUCACAGUUGGUAACGUUCACUCUUGUUUGUGUGAAACAAAAAACUCUACCCUUA